UUGUUGAAUGCAGCACAAAAACAUUUGGAAGGAAGGAAGCGCUUCAUUGUGUCGCUAUGGAGACAGAUGCCGGAAGUAAAGACUGUCAUGAAGUAAUAAUACUAGUGGGCACAAGUGCACCUACAAGGGCUGUCUGUCCUCACCCACCUGCAGCCCUCCUUUAACUCCAGCCCACCCCCACCUCCAGCCAGUCUCCCUGCCCAGCAAUGUCCCGCUCAGCCAUGCCGUCCCUCAGUGUUGAGGCCACAGCCCCAGAGGCUCUGUCCCUUCUGGACCAGCGCUUGUUGUUGGCGGAGGAGCAGACUGAAGCUCUUAUUCAAGACAUGGGCUCACUGGGAGUUUCAAGGGACCAAAUCUUAGGAUCUGCAGAGAGAAUGGAUGCCACUCAACGGCCUGUGAGUCCCCUGAAGAUACGUCAUGUCCUGGGGGAUGUAGGCAUGCUGUGGCAACAAUGCGACUCUCUAGUGAGCCGAGUGUGUCGCAUGGAAAGCCUGCUACAGACUCUGAAACUCACAGUCUUUCGUCUUGAGAUUGAGAGAGAGCUGGAUCCUUCUCACACAGCUCGUCUGAAGCAGCAGCUGGCAGCACUGCAGCAGGAGAGUGAAGAGGAGCAGCAGGCCUCCAGGAGAGAGGUGAUGAAGCUCAGGGACCAACUUCACCAGGCUUACCAGGAGAGAGAUGAAGCCCGCACAGAGGUGCAGCAGAUGGGGAUGACACUGGGGGCAGCUACCGCUGCCAAGAUGGAUGUGGCUCUGGCUGCCGAGGAGCUGAAGAUUGUCAAAUCAGAGAUGAGUCAGAAACUGAUGGAGAUGAAAGAGCAGAUGAGGCAGGAGUCCACCUGUUCCCAUGAAGCCAUGAAAUCUCACAGUGAGCUUCUCCAGCGGGUUAAGGAGAUGGAGAGAGUGGUGGAGAUGGAGAGGAGACAGGCUUUGCUGCUGCAGUCAGAUUGCCAGGCGCUGCAUGUGGAGGUCCAGACCAGCCGGCAGCGACUUGAGGAAGAAAAAGACAGAAGCAGACAGCUCAAAGAACAGACAGAAAUUAAAGACUCCCUUGUGUUUGAGUUAAAAACUGAACUGAAAAGGCAGCAGAGAGAAAACAGUAAACUACUGAAAGAGGGCAGAGAGCUGAGAGCUGCUGCAGAGAGAGUCCAGACCCUGAACACGCAGCUGCAAAGUCAGUGCUCACAGCUCAGUUCUGCCCUGCGUUCACUCACGGUGAAGAAAACACAGCAACAGUCUGAACAUCAGGCCAACUUAAAGGCCGAGAGGAGUCGUACUGUCAAGCAACUGCAAGAGCAAGACCUGCUGCUGGAGGCAGCCAGACACAACAUUCAGGCUGAGCUGCAGGUGGUGCUAACAGACAAAGCUAGCCUGCAGAUGGAGCUGGAGAAGCUGAAAGGUGAACAUGCCCAGCUCCAGCAGAGCUCCUCGAUUGCACAGGAGACAGCGGUCACUCAGAGGGAACUGCUGGAGAGGACCAUUGAAAGGCUGCGGGGGGAAGUGUGCACAGCCAAAAAAGAGGAGGACGCAAUGAGGAAACACCUGGAAGGUUCCAAAGCUGAGUUAUGUCUGAUUGUCACUAAGUUGGAGGGUGAGCGGAGCACUCUGGAGACCCAACUGAGUGAGGCCAAGCUGGAGGUGGGAUCCCUGAGCUCAGCUUUACAGAGUCAGCAGGACGAGAACAGGAAGCUCAUGGGAAAAGUGACUGCAUUAGAGCAGCAACAGCAUGCUUUGCAGCAGGUGGACCAGACACUGAAGUAUCGAACUGACAACAAAAACAAGCUGGCCUUUGAUGAAGGGAAACUUAAGAUCAGUGAACUGGAGGCCUUGCAGAAUUUCUGUGAUCCUGCAGGGAAAGUUGUCAGUCAAACCCUGGAAAACAUCCUGGCCUCCCAUACCAGAUUCCAACUCAACAGCCAGACGCAGCAGCAGGAGCUGGGGGGGCGAGAACAAGAGCUGGACACUCUCAAGAAGGACAGGCUGCAGGUCCAGAGAGAGAUCAGGAAACACCAGACAGAGGUGGAGAAACUCCAGCAACUCCUGACAUCUUCUCAUUCCAAGAACAACGGAGCUUUGGAAUCCUUGCAGAAGGCCUUGGACACAGCCACAGUGGACAACAAGAGACUGGCCAAGAGUCUGGAGCAGGCUGUGUUGACCAACAGCAGUUUACAUAGCAAACUGGAGCAGGCCAGAGACUGGUACCAGGGCACUAUCACACUGAGAGAUGAAGAGCUACGGGAGGCUCGGUCAAAGAUCCAUCAUUUGUCUGAAGAGCUGGCCACGAUAAAGCAUCAAACGAGGGAAGACUACAAAUCGUCCAUGAGGACACUGCAGCGUGAAAUCUCAGAGCUGAAAAUGACAGUUAAGGAUUCUGCAAGCGGGUCAGGUGACCUGUCCAAGGCUAAUCGGGAACUGCGCCGACGGAUGUGCGAGCUAGAGCAGCUGGUGUCCAAACAGAAAGCUUGUAUCAAAGAGCAGAGGAGCCAGCUGAGGCAACAGCAGGACAGCGGAAAUUUACAGGACAACUCUCAGAAAGUUGAGCAACUUUUUCCAUGGAGUAGCAGCAGUGAAUAACAGAAACAGAGAGAGAAGGUUGGGAUAGGGUUUGAGGCUAAGCCAGGACAGGUACAUGCAAUUCAUG
Thunnus maccoyii (southern bluefin tuna) is the source of this 2640-nucleotide messenger RNA. RefSeq names its product coiled-coil domain containing 150 (gene ccdc150). The transcript has 21 exons. Lineage: Eukaryota; Metazoa; Chordata; Actinopteri; Scombriformes; Scombridae. The coding region runs from base 207 to 2573 and encodes 788 amino acids. The record is from RefSeq and is a predicted model, not a curated record.